UCCGCCUCUCGGAAGCCAGCAGGUUAGCCUGUUAGCAUGCUAUCCUAGCCGGAGCGCAGCCCAGCGGAGCCUUGUCUCAGUCUCCCCUCCGUCGGCGUCCUGUCUGCGGUGCUGUCAGGCGGCGCAGAGCCUCUUCGGGACCCGCACUCGUCUCCACCCGGGCUGGUCUGCGGAUCCGGACUCCUUUCAGUCAGUGUGGCCGUCACUUGGAGCCGAUUCGAGAUGUCUGGACAGAGCAUUACGGACCGGAUCACCGCGGCUCAGCACAGUGUCACCGGCUCGGCCAUCUCCAAGACGGUGUGCAAGGCGACCACGCACGAGAUCAUGGGGCCCAAGAAGAAGCACCUGGACUACCUGAUCCAGUGCACCAACGAGAUGAAUGUCAACAUCCCCCAGCUGGCCGACACGCUGUUCGAGCGCACCGCCAACACCAGCUGGGUGGUGGUCUUCAAGUCGCUGGCCGCCACGCACCACCUCAUGGUCUACGGCAACGAGAGGUUCAUCCAGUAUCUGGCCUCCAGGAACACUCUCUUCAACCUCAGCAGCUUCCUGGACAAGAGCGGCCUUCAGGGCUACGACAUGUCGACGUUCAUCCGGAGGUACAGCCGCUACCUGAACGAGAAGGCGGUGUCCUACAGACAGGUGGCCUUCGACUUCACCAAAGUGAAGAGAGGGUCUGAUGGAGUGAUGAGGACGAUGAACACAGAGAAGCUGCUGAAGACCGUCCCGAUCAUCCAGAACCAGAUGGACGUCCUGCUGGAUUUCAACGUCAACGCCAACGAGCUCACCAACGGCGUGAUCAACGCCGCCUUCAUGCUGCUGUUCAAAGACGCCAUCCGGCUGUUUGCGGCCUACAAUGAAGGGAUCAUCAACCUGCUGGAGAAAUACUUUGACAUGAAGAAGACGCAGUGCAAGGAAGGCCUGGACAUCUACAAGAAGUUUCUGACGCGCAUGACCCGGAUCUCGGAGUUCCUGAAAGUUGCAGAGCAAGUGGGAAUCGACCGCGGGGACAUUCCAGACCUGUCUCAGGCCCCCAGCAGCCUGCUGGACGCCCUGGAGCAGCACCUGGCCUCUCUGGAGGGGAAGAAGGUCAAAGAUUCCACGGCGGCCAGCCGGGCCAGCACCCUCUCCAACGCCGUCUCGUCUCUGGCCAACACCGGCAUGUCUUUUUCUAAAGUGGACGAGAGAGAGAAGCAGGCGGCUCUGGAAGAAGAACAGGCCCGUCUAAGAGCCCUGAAGGAACAGCGUCUGAAGGAGCUGCAGAGGAACACUGCUGCCACCACCGACUCCUCCCCGGUGUCCACGACGGGGGGAACCGUCACCUCUGCGCCGGUCAUCGACCUCUUCUCCACCCCGGGCUCCACCAACAGCUCCUCGAAGGCAGCCGCUGACCUGCUGGACCUGCAACCGUCCUUCCAGCCUCUGUCCAGCUCCACCACCUGGGGAGGGUUCUCGGCCUCCCCGACGCUGCAGCAGCAGAACGCUUCAGGCCUCAAUGUGGACUUUGACUCUGUAUUUGGGAACAACAGCAACGCCAACAGCCUGGACGCCGCCGACGUUCUAGGUGGGGUCCUCACACCGAAAGUGGCGUCUUCUCCCAGCCUGGGCCUGACCCCCAGCAGCCAGCAGCCCGGCAAGCUGGUGUCCCACGACCUGGACUCGUCCCUGGCCAACCUCGUGGGCAACCUGGGGAUCGGGAACGGAGUGCCAAAGAAUGACCUCCACUGGAGCCAGCCCGGCGAGAGGAAGCUGACCGGAGGAAACAACUGGCAGCCUCGGACCGCCCCGUCCACCUGGAGCCCCGCCGCCAUGGCUCCGUCUGCCGUGGCCUUCCCCGCAACCACCCCCACAGGCAUGGUGGCAUAUGGCAUGCCUCCUCACAUGGUGCUGACCCAGCCCUCCAUGAUGCUCGGCCAGCCCGGGAUCCAGCCGCCCAACCCCUUCGGACCCGGUCCAGGAGCCCCGAUGCAGUUCAUGUGAGGUGGAGGAGGAGGGGGGGUUCCCGUCUCCCAGCUGGACCGAUGGAGCUCCUCUGGACUCUGUCUGGACCCUCUGGGGGUCUCAGGAGACCAGCUGGAGCGGCUCUGGACCCUCUGCAGGUCUCAGGAGACCGGCUCAGACGGACACUCUGCGUCGUCCAGGGAGGAGAAGAAGCUUCCUGUCCUCCGAGGAACACAAAUCUGUGUGUGUGUGUGUGUGUGUGUGUGUGUGUGUGUGUGUGUGUGUGUGUGUGUGUGUGUGUGUGUGUGUGUGUGUGUGUGUGUGUGUGUGUGUGUGUGUGUGUGUGUGUGGGGGCUGUAGUCACCAUCACACACCGUCUCUUCUAUCAGUGAUCAAACAUCUUCACAUUAUCAGAACAUGCAGACUGCUUUUGUACCUCUCUCUCUCUCUCCCUCUCUCUCUCUCUGUCUCUCUGUCUCUCUCUCUCUCUCUCGUCUGCAGUAGACAUUCCGGUCAUGUUGUUGGUAUUUAUUAAGGUUUGUCCUCCAGAGGAAGCCGGGCUCCGGGGUUCUGGGUUCUGGGUUCUGGGCUCCGGGGUUCUGGGGUUCUGUGCUCCGGGGUUCUGGGUUCUGAUGGAGGGCGGACUGUGGGUGGAGUGAUUGAGAUGCUUUGUAAAGAGGUUAAUAUAAAGGGUGGGGUUGGGUGGAGGUGUGCUGUGGUUCCAGGGCUCCGGCUCGCCGUUCCGCCGCCGCCUUUCAUGCUGCGAUCAUGUUUCGGCCGGCGGCCCCGGGCCCCCCGGUGUCCGUUACCACAGGGGGGGCGGGACAAUAGAGCGCUGUGGAUCGGCGCUCUGUGUAUACAGGGGUCCUGCGGCGGCGGCGGUGGCGGCGGCGAGCCGCCCUGAAAGAUGAGCUGAACAUGAAAGAGGCCUUCAGUCCAGAACGCUGCUCAUUUACUGCAGAUUCUAUUUUUGUUUGAUU
Salarias fasciatus (jewelled blenny) is the source of this 2921-nucleotide messenger RNA. RefSeq names its product phosphatidylinositol-binding clathrin assembly protein-like. Gene Ontology annotation, biological process: clathrin coat assembly; synaptic vesicle budding from presynaptic endocytic zone membrane; clathrin-dependent endocytosis. The record is from RefSeq and is a predicted model, not a curated record. The coding region runs from base 223 to 1980 and encodes 585 amino acids. NCBI's taxonomy places the organism in Eukaryota, Metazoa, Chordata, Actinopteri, Blenniiformes, Blenniidae. Gene Ontology annotation, cellular component: clathrin-coated vesicle; extrinsic component of presynaptic endocytic zone membrane; clathrin-coated pit. The transcript has 19 exons. Gene Ontology annotation, molecular function: 1-phosphatidylinositol binding; phosphatidylinositol-4,5-bisphosphate binding; SNARE binding.